Messenger RNA from Chenopodium quinoa (quinoa), 534 nucleotides. RefSeq names its product zinc finger BED domain-containing protein RICESLEEPER 4-like. Gene Ontology annotation, molecular function: DNA binding. The record is from RefSeq and is a predicted model, not a curated record. The transcript is spliced from 2 exons. Bases 1 to 534 code for a protein of 177 amino acids. NCBI's taxonomy places the organism in Eukaryota, Viridiplantae, Streptophyta, Magnoliopsida, Caryophyllales, Amaranthaceae.
AUGGGGGGUUCAAGGUUUGUUUUAGAGGAGAACCAGAGAAUGACAUCAAAAAAUGACAAUAAUGCUAGUGUUCCCACUUCCGCUAGUAAUACUCCAAUUACAUUGGAUGACGAUGAAAGUCCCGUGGAGACUAAUUCCGAUCCUUUCGUCCUACCAAUAACUAGUAGGCAUACUUCAGCAGUGUGGUCUGAUUUUAAGAGAAAGAGGGUUGGUGAUGCAGUAAAAGCUGAGUGCAACCAUUGCUCUAAGCUACUUGCCGGUGGGUCGAAAGCAGGGACUACUCAUUUGAAAGAUCAUUUUAAAAUAUGUCCAAAGAGAUUAUGUCAAGAUAUUCGACAAUCAAGAUUGUUUGGUACACAAAAAAACCUGAAUGAUAAGAAUGAAACGAUGACAUUGGCCCCUUAUGAAUUCCACCAAGAAGAUGGAAGAAGAGACUUGGCAGAGAUGAUUAUUUUGCAUGAGUAUCCAAUUAGCAUGGUUGAACAUAUGAGUUUUAGAAAGUAUAGGAAGACACUCCAACCUGGAUUUAAUUAA